AUGAAUAUCGACAAUAAAGCUUCAUCAUGGAAAUUCUGGACUCAAAGAAGACACAUUUUUACCAUAAUGGCAUUCUUUGGUUUUUUCAAUAUUUAUUCAUUGAGAGCCAACAUGAGCAUUGCUAUUGUAGCUAUGACAUCAGCUAGAAGUAGCACAAACGAAAACGGAACCACAGUCUACCUUGAUCCAGAAUUUUCUUGGGAUAACAAAAUCCAAGGAUACCUUUUGGGCUCAUUUUUUUACGGUUAUAUAACUUCACAACUUUUGGGAGGAGUUUUGAGUAAAAAAUUUGGUGGCAAAUGGAUUUUUGGAGGCGGCAUUGCUAGCACCGGUUUUCUUACAUUAAUCAGUCCUUGGCUAGCAGAAUGGAGCGUUUAUGCUUUGCUAGUAUGCAGGAUUUUAAUGGGGGUAUUUGAGGGACUAACAUAUUCCAGUAUCUACUCGCUCUUCACAAAAUGGAUACCGACCCAAGAAAGAUGUCGAGUUUCCAGCCAAGCAGUGUCGGGCUCCUACACCGGAGCUGUUUUCGCCCUGAUGUUCUUAGCUUAUCUAGCGAAAGUAGCUGGUUGGAGAAGUAUUUUUUGGGUAUCAGGAAGCAUAAGCUUAAUAUGGUUCAUCUUUUGGUCCUACUUUAUAUCAGAAUCACCUGAAACCGACCCAAGAAUCUCAGAUUCUGAGCUACGCUACAUUCAUGAGCAAUCGUUUACUGUAUCUAGAUCUCCUGAAAUAACUCCAAUUAAAUGGAAAAAUAUUGUUUGUUCGAAAGCUGCAUGGGCAUUGAAUGUUGCAGUUUUUUGUGAAUCUUGGGGAUUUUAUACUUUGUUGACUUUAUUACCUAAGUAUUUUAAAGAUAUCUAUGGCUUUGACAUAUCAGAAUCUGGAAUAGUAUCAGCACUUCCCUAUUUAGCAUUAUCCAUUAUGAUACACGACGCUCCGAUAAAACUCAAGACACUCUAUACAAUCUCCAGAAACAUUUUGGAAAGCACCAGAAUCUUAAUGCAGCUUAAAAGUUACAAAAACGCCUUUCAGACGGCUUUGAAUAAGCAUCCAAAACAGUUCAAAUCCAAAUCAGAAUUUCCAGAAGCAUUUAAGAACAAUUUAGAAACUUCAGAGUCUAGAACUGGAAACCUUUUAGAAUCCUUUUGA
This is a messenger RNA of Ceutorhynchus assimilis (cabbage seed weevil), 1146 nucleotides long. Lineage: Eukaryota; Metazoa; Arthropoda; Insecta; Coleoptera; Curculionidae. The record is from the annotation of a GenBank genome assembly.